AUGUCUAACGUCCUUGGUUCCGACAACCCAAAGGCUUCCAAUCUUCGACCUACAGCUUUAAGUAAAGAGAAAGGCAAAACGAUCGAUAGCUCAAAUUAUUCAAACGGAAUCAGACCCUGCUCUCACGAACUCCCUGAAACCUCGAAGAAACGCCGUUCAGAGACCACGCCGCUCGUCUUGUCAAGCCACUCCGGACUCCUAGACGAUCCCAUAGUGAUUGGCGACUCGGAUGAAGAUUCAGCAGUCGUUUACUCUGCGCUUGUAGGUCCAGCUCGAACAGAAGAAGCUUCCUCAUCAAAGCGUCCCACUUCACAACACAAGACGCAAACUCCAAACGCGUGUUCUUUGAUAGGAUCGGGCUCUUGCUCGGAGCUCAUCCACAAGAAAGACAAAGUAGCUCAUCUUGCUAAGGGUCGGGCACAUAUAGGCGAGCGCUCAGAUUUCACGACUUCGAAUACGUCACGUCCACGCCCAGAUCCCCCUUCGUGUCUUCCACCCCCGAUCGAGUCAAAAUCUGUUUCUCAACGACCUAGUCAACCAUUCAAAUCCUCCGACAAAGGGAAGCAACCUGCAACAUCGACUGUGUCGCCCCGGAUCGUUCCUACGGCCGGGGCCCCACAAACUCGUCCUCAUAUACCUGGGUUGACGGCACGUAAAACGACGAGCGCAAACCGGGCUCGUAAUAGGAAUCGUUCGAUACCCUCAGGAUCGACUUCGAGCGCUCGAAUCCCCAAUCCUAAUCCUAAAGGGCUGUUAAUCGCUCUUCCAGCACCAAAACUCCCCCCAAAACCCAAGGCCCCGUCGCCCGAUUGGUCCCAUCGCCCAUUGCAUUCCAGACCGCUGGAAGGUCCUGAGCGACCUGGAGAAUUCGAGAGCGACUUACAGGCGACGUGGUUACGAGAGAAGAAACCAGAUUUGUCGACUCCUUUGGGGAAACUAAUUUAUUGUGAAAACAUCAACUCUCGCCAGAUGUGGGAAAACCCUGAAAUUCCGCGAAUUGGGGUGGUAAUUCCAGAUGAUGUCAAGCUGAAAAUGGUUGAUCGGGCACUUGCACCUCCACUCGAAUUCGUCUAUACAGACAGGAUUGUGUACCGAACUGGUGGAACACCAAUUACACCAAGAUGGAAGUGCAACUGCCUCGGCGACUGUGGAAACAGUAAGAAUUGCGCUUGUCGCGAGUAUCAGGAAAGAAAGGUUCACAGCCUUACGAAAGAACUUGCAGGUGAUCCGGACGCCCAAGCAUUAGCACGGGAUUUCUCAGGUUUUGCUUACCAAUCAGAUCGAAGGCCUUUGCACUCUCAUAAAAAGUCACCUGAUAAUGCUGAGACUGACCAAGAAUCCAGACUUGUGAAGCAGGUGUUCCUACAGGCUAAGCUUCCUAUCUUUGAAUGUAAUUCACAAGUCUUCCUGGACACUGAUCACCUGUCUCUCUUGAUCAUUAUAGUGCGGAUGUGGGCCGGAUUGUUUAAACCGAGUGAGUUCACUUUUAGAGUUGAUUCUGAUACGUCAAAAGCUGAUAUUCCAUUUUUUAAGACUGUGGGGCGCGGCCGGCGAGAGAAGCUUAAUCUGCAAAAGACUCUUGCAACAGGCUGGGAUGCUGUUUUUAAAGGUGUGUUUGUGGAUCAAACUGUUACUCAAGGACGGCUGGUAGCGCAUUAUAGUGGCGAACUUAUCACAAUUGCCGAGCAAGAGAUUAGAAGCAGUGAUCUCUACGAUCGAAUUGGAAGAACCUAUAUUUUCUCUCUGGAUCCAUGGUGGAUCAAAACCCUUGGUGGUGGUCAUGAAAUGGAUGAAAACGGUUAUUUAAUAUUUCCUGGGCAUGAUGACUCCACCAAGGAGGUCCAGCCGCUACACAAAUCAGUUGUAACUGAAGAAGAUGAUCAAGAAUUAAAAGACAAUCAAGAAUUAAAUGAUGAUCAAGAAUUAAAUGAUGAUCAAGAAUUAAAUGAUGAUCCAGGUGUGGAGAGUCUUUAUACAGUAGAUGCUUUUUGGUAUGGUAAUAUCUCAAGGUUUAUUAACCAUUCUUGUGCACCCAAUACGACGAUUAUUCCUAUUUAUAUCAAUGAUGGCGAUCAUACCAAACCGAUAUUUGCUAUGUUUGCUAACAAGAUGAUCAAGAAUGGAACCGAGGUCACCACAGCUUAUUCUGAUCCAACUAGUCAUGAGAAAGAUGAAACUGGUGCGAUCAACAUGACACGCGCUAUGGAAUGUCGAUGUGGUGCACCUUUCAAUCUCAGCAGUGAUCUGACAUACAUCGUGCUAGCUACAACAAACAGCACGAUGAUCAAGUCUCAACUCACACUGCCGGUCUAUUACAAGGCUCGUUUCAUCCAAUCUAACAAGUUUUAG
Molecule: messenger RNA, 2349 nt
Organism: Melampsora larici-populina 98AG31
Lineage: Eukaryota; Fungi; Basidiomycota; Pucciniomycetes; Pucciniales; Melampsoraceae
Exons: 12
Coding region: 1-2349 (782 amino acids)
Molecular function (GO): protein binding
Source: RefSeq, a predicted model, not a curated record